Ostrinia furnacalis (Asian corn borer) is the source of this 993-nucleotide messenger RNA. Its product is annotated as pancreatic lipase-related protein 3-like. Gene Ontology annotation, biological process: lipid catabolic process. NCBI's taxonomy places the organism in Eukaryota, Metazoa, Arthropoda, Insecta, Lepidoptera, Crambidae. Gene Ontology annotation, molecular function: serine hydrolase activity; lipase activity. The record is from RefSeq and is a predicted model, not a curated record.
AUGAGGUAUCUAGUUCUCUUUUCCGUCGUUAUAGCUGCUGUUGCUGCGAGUGUCAUUAAAGACCCAACACAGGGUUACAAGGAAGGAGACAGAUUUUUCUAUUUCCCUGGUGAUGGAGAUGGAUUGAUUCACUUGGUGGACACUAAAGAGUUUGUAGACUACGAGUUCAUUAAGAGAUACACUGAGAAUCCCAACAACAAUGGAUACUGGCUGUUUACCAGAGCCAACCCAACGACUGCUCAAGUUAUUGAAAUGUACAACGUUGACUCGCUAGAGAACUCCAACUUUAAUAGCUCUAAUCCCGUUACGGUUCUGGCUCAUGGUUGGAAAGGCCAUGGAUUAAAUUCCAUUAACAGACAACUGACUGAAGCCUUCCUCCAACAUGGUGAUUUCAAUGUCUUCGUACUUGACUGGAGUCAACUGGCAAACCGCAACUAUUUGACAGCAAAGAAUGGAGUCCCAGCAGUGGGCAGAGGCCUGGGCCAGUUCCUCGACUGGCUCGUGUAUUGGGACGCUUCUUUCAAUACCAUGCACCUCGUAGGUUUCAGUCUUGGCGGUCAUCUCGUUGGUAGCGCUGGACGGGAAACUGGUGCUCAAGUUAGCAGAAUUACUGCUCUGGACCCCGCCAGACCGCUAUGGGGGGGGGAAGACCGCGAGCGCAUAGUUCAAACUGAUGCGAGAUACGUCGAAGUGAUCCACACAAACAUUUUCAACCUUGGUUUCACUGACUCUUGUGGUGACGCUGACUUCUACCCCAAUGGAGGCAGCGGCAUGCCUGGAUGCUCGACUAACAGCUGUUCGCAUGGUAGAGCCGUGGACUAUAUGGUUGCCUCUAUCAGAUACGAUCACUUCCUUGCCAACAAGUGCGGAACCCUCACGGAUGCUACCAAUGAUCGUUGCACUGGAGGACUAUAUCCCAUGGGAAACAGUGACCUGGAUAAAUCUGGAUCGGGAAUAUUCCGAGUCAACACGGCCAGUAUUUACCCAUUCUAA